Pipra filicauda (Wire-tailed manakin) is the source of this 3206-nucleotide messenger RNA. It is a transcript of the gene AGGF1, whose product is annotated as angiogenic factor with G-patch and FHA domains 1. The record is from RefSeq and is a predicted model, not a curated record. Lineage: Eukaryota; Metazoa; Chordata; Aves; Passeriformes; Pipridae. Gene Ontology annotation, molecular function: protein binding; nucleic acid binding. The transcript has 14 exons. The coding region runs from base 202 to 2310 and encodes 702 amino acids.
GCGGGCCUGUCCCUCGCGCGCCCGGCGGGACAGCGUUCGGUGCGCGUGCGGUGCACGCCCUCCGCCGCUUCCGCCCCGCGCCCGGGGGGCCAUGGCCGGGGCCGGCGGGACGGGCCAGUACAGCCACUGCCACAGCGCCGCGGGACGGGUGGCGGGCGAGCGCUGAGCGGGGGGCGCUGAGCGGCAGGCGGGAGGGCGGUCAUGGCCUCCCCGCCGGCCGGCGAGUGCCAGGCGGACUCGGACGAGCAGGCGGCGGCGCUGCAGGCGGAUCUGGGCGAGUGCCGGGCACAGCUGGAGCGGGCGCGGCGGCGGCUGCGCCGCACCCAGCGCCUGUACCGCCGGGCGCGGGAGGACAGCGAGGCCUUGCAGAGACGGGUAGAAGAACUCACUGAGGAAAUCCAUAAUAGGAAGGAGAAAGAUACAUCUAGCGUAGAAGUACAGACAGAGGACUAUGCUGUGUGGUCACAAGCAGAUUAUUACUACUAUGAAAAUUAUUACAAUCACACCGAUACUCAAGAUUUUGCAUCUGAACUACCAGUGCAGCACAAUCCUGGGACUGAAGGCAAUGAGGAUAAUGCCACAGAGGAAUCGAGGACAGGUCUUAAUAUUCCUCUAAGAGUGGAUAGCACCAAAGUUGCUGAAGAUGGAGAAGAGGCAAAUUUCAUCCAGAAUUUACAGGAGGCAGAAGAUACUUCAGUACCAGAGGGUUCUUUGGCAGAGAGCUUGAGAGCUGCUGCAGAGGCAGCUGUUUCACAAACUGGAUUUACUUAUGAUGAAAAUACAGGAUUGUAUUAUGACCACAGCACUGGAUUCUAUUAUAAUUCGGAAAAUCAACUGUAUUAUGACCCAACAACUGGAAUUUAUUACUACUGUGAUGUGGAAAGCGGACGAUACCAGUUUCAUUCACGAGUGGAUCUGCAGUCUUACCAGGCCUCUGGUACUAAGCACACCAAGGAUAAAAAAGGGAAAAAGAAGAGAAAAGAACCAGAGAGGAUUACUGCAGAUGAAUAUAAGGAUUUGGACACAGAAGAGCAGAAAUCAUCUAACAGUCUGAAUUGCUUUUCCACUACUGAGCAAGUAAGUUCUACUGAAGAAGAUGAAUCUUCAAAUAUAAGAAAGAAGACUAAAAUGGACACAAAACCACGAAACAGUCUAACAGCCAAAGAAUCGGUUUCUACAGACAGUAUAAAUUCACAUUCGUGCAAAAGUACACCAGACACUGCAGCAUGUACAGAUGACAGUAGAACAGCAGACACAGAGAGUGAGCCAGAAGAAGGUGAAAUUACAGAUUCUGAGUGUGAAACCUACAGUGAGGAAGAAUUAACGAGUGAAGAAACUCAUGAUUCAGAAGACUCAGAAAAUGAAGAUGAAGAAAAGAUAUGGCCUCCUUGUAUCAGAGUAAUUGUAAUAAGAUCACCAGUUCUACAGACUGGAUCACUUUAUAUUAUCACAGCUGUGAAACCUGCUACAAUUGGAAGAGAAAAAGAUGUUGGACAUACACUUCAGAUUCCUGAAGUUGGAGUCAGUAAGUUUCAUGCAGAAGUAUAUUUUGACCAUGAUUUGCAAAAUUAUGUUCUGGUGGAUCAAGGCAGUCAGAAUGGAACAGUUGUUAAUGGAAAUCAGAUUCUCCAGCCUAAAACUAUAUGUGAUCCCUACAUCUUGGAACAUGGAGAUGAAGUGAAGAUUGGUGAAACUGUGCUUUCUUUUCAUAUACAUCCCGGCAGUGAUACUUGUGAUGGAUGUGAACCAGGACAAGUCAGAGCACAUCUUCGCCUGGACAGGAAAAAGGAAUCCUCUGUUUGCCCAGCACUUAGCAAAGAAGAGAGAGAGUUAGUCAGAAGAAAAGCAUUAAAACAAAUACGGGUAAAAUAUGGUUUACAGAACACAGAGUAUGAAGACAACAAAGCAGUGAAGAAUCCAAAGUACAAAGACAGAGCAGGAAAACGCAGAGAGACUGUUGGAAGUGAAGGAACCUUCCAGAGAGAUGACAGUUCAGCUUCCGUUCAUAUUGAAAUCAGCAACAGCAACAAAGGACAUAAAAUGUUGGAGAAGAUGGGAUGGAGGAAGGGGGAAGGCCUGGGAAAGGAUGGUGGUGGUAUGAAGAAUCCGAUCCAACUUGAGUUACAUCAGAAGCAUGCAGGUUUCGGUACGAGGAGACCAGUCUCAAUUGAAGAUGUUCAACUCAUCCAGAGCAAGAAUAAAAAGAACUGGGACAAAGCAAGAGAGAGGUUUGCUGAAAACUUCCAAGACCCGAAAUCACAAGGGGAUACACCUAAGAAUACAUCUUGGGUUAGAGGGACUGUAGAGUAAAGUAUCUAGUCCCUCAGAAAGGUAAUUCCUGAGUGUAAAUAGUUGGGAGAGAAUUUAUUUUUAUUCUUUUUGCUUUUGCUAAAGCAGGAGUUUGGUUAUAUGUAAAAUACAGUUGUGGAAAAAUUUAUUCAAGAUUAACUCUGUUAUGUUAAUUGGUUUUCUGUAGUCUUCAUGCUUUUAUAAAAACACAUUUUUAAUAAGCAAUGGAGUUUUGUGGGAUAUUCAAAUUUAAGUACUUGAAAGUGAUUCUCAUCACAAGCAGGAAUCUUCCAUCAUGUUUUUAAACUUCACAAAAAUUUACACAAAACAUCUGUUAAAUAUGAUACUUUUAACAUUUGAACAGUGGUUUAAAAGCAAGCUGAAACAACUGAAAAAAAUUCCCCAGGCCCAUACUAACAAAGUCUUAUAUUGCUGUUUCUUCAUGAUUGUCAUGAAAUGCUCAGGAAGAGGUACACCAGUCUUAAAUUCAUACAGUUCAGUACUAAUUACAUGUCUCAGCUUACCUUAAGCUGAGGAAAAGGGGGAAAAAGCUUGUUUUUAAAUGAUUCAACAGUACUGUUCAAAAAUAUUGUACUCAAUGAAAUAAACUACCAGCAUUAGUGAAGAAAGCAAUGUUCAGAGACAGCUUGUAGUAAAAUUUUCUUCUGUGAAGAACUUGUUUGACAUUUGUUCAGUAAAUCUGUAUCAUGCCUUUAAACGAAGACGUAUGUUUAGAGAACUGCUGUCUGUAUUUAUUAACUUCUUUUUCUGAUACAUCCAUUGCUGGCAAUGGAGUUUAUGCCAGAAAAAACCCCAACACAAUGGAUUUUUGGUGGGAAGGGAUUGCCAAACUGAAGCCAAAAGACUGGUAUUUAUUAAAUGUUCCUAAACACAAUAAACCAGUGUCAAUUUAAGAA